This is a messenger RNA of Lonchura striata (white-rumped munia), 4752 nucleotides long. The record is from RefSeq and is a predicted model, not a curated record. NCBI's taxonomy places the organism in Eukaryota, Metazoa, Chordata, Aves, Passeriformes, Estrildidae.
GAGGGAGGCACCACGUGUGCUUUGGCGUGCUGGGAGAAGCCUGUUUUGUUCUUUCUUUUUUUAUGUAAUAACAUCUCCUGUCCUCAUCUCCACGGUUUAAGCAACUAUUGAUUGCAAGUUGGAAAUGUUUCCGAAGAGGAGCUCGUAAGAGCUGUGCCAGGCGCUGUGUGAGCGCGGGAGGCAGGAGGCCUGUCCAGGCUGCGGAACAGUGCCUGAAGCAGGUCCACCAUGCCGUUAGUAACGAGGAACAUUGAGCCAAGGCACCUGUGCCGUCAGACGUUGCCUAGCGUUCCGAGCGAGCUGGAAUGCGUGACCAACAUCACCCUGGCAAAUGUCAUUCGACAGCUGGGCAGCCUGAGUAAAUCUGCAGAAGACAUAUUUGGAGAGUUGUUUACUCAAGCCAACACCUUUGCCUCUCGGGUGAGCAUUCUCGUCGAGAGAGUUGACCGCCUGCAAGUCAAAGUCACUCAGCUGGAUCCCAAAGAGGAGGAAGUCUCCUUGCAAGGCAUUAACACCAGGAAGGCCUUCAAAAGCUCCACCACUCAGGACCAGAAGCUUUUUGACAGAGAUUCUCUCCCUGUACCUGUCCUUGAAACCUACAGGACCUGCAACACCCCUCCACCUCUCAACAUCCUCUCACCUUACAGGGAUGAUGGCAAAGAGGCACUUAAAUUCUACACAGAUCCUUCAUAUUUCUUCGACCUUUGGAAGGAGAAAAUGCUUCAGGACACCAAGGAUAUCAUGAAGGAAAAGCGGAAACAUAGGAAAGAGAAAAAGGAGAAUCCGAACAGAGGAAAUGUGAAUCCACGGAAAAUCAAAACCCGGAAAGAGGAGUGGGAGAAGCUGAAAAUGGGACAAGAAUUUGUCGAGUCAAAGGACAAGCAUGGUCCUGCUGGGUACCCCUCCAACAUGGUGUAUCAGAACGGCAGCAUCGGCUCCAACGAAAGCAUGGACGGGAACUGCUACCCGCCACCGCCACAGACUGACUCCAUUGUGCCACCACCUCCCUCAUUCCCAGAUGACAGCCUGCCUCCACCCCCGGUGGAAUUUAGCUAUCCUGUAGACAACCAAAGAGGUUCUGGUUCUGGAGGGCCCAAACGAUCCAGCCUGGUUAGCCCGAGCCACCCACCACCAGCUCCUCCGAUCGGAUCGCCCUCCGCAGCCAGGCCGGGCUUUGCUCCCCCUCCAGCUCCUCCUCCACCACCACCACUGAUGGAAAGCACCCCCCCUCCGCCACCUGCCAUGGGCUUCCCCUCCCCGGGACCCCCCCCGCCACCCUCGCCCCCCUCCUUCCCCCCUCACCCCGAGUUUGCUGCCCCUCCACCGCCCCCCCCUCCCCCAGCAGUCGACUAUUGCAGUGUUGUGCCAGCUCCGCUGUCGCAGCCGGGCACCGGGAUUGCGCCGCCGCCGCCGCCGCCGCCGCCCCCUCCAGGCCCACCCCCGCUGGCCCCCGGCGGCCUGGAUGGCCCCCCGCCCCCCCCGCCCUCCGACACCUCCGCAUCCAAGCCCAAGUCAUCCUUGCCUGCGGUUAGCGAUGCCAGGAGUGACCUGCUUUCGGCUAUUCGGCAAGGCUUCCAGCUGCGCAAGGUGGAGGAGCAGCGGGAGCAGGAGAAGCGGGAUGUUGUGGGCAACGACGUGGCCACCAUCCUGUCCCGCCGCAUCGCGGUGGAGUACAGCGACUCCGAGGACGACUCCUCCGAGUUCGAUGAGGACGAAUGGUCGGAUUAGCCACGCUCCCACCCCCUCCUUCCCUUCUCUCCUGGGUGCGCUUCUUACAGAAUCAGGUGGCCAAACCUCGCACCACAUCCUUUUCAUCCUGUAACCAAAGAUGUGCCAAGGGUUUUCAGACAACCAGCAGCAUAUCUCCCCUCUCCCUCCCCCUCCAGCUUUGGCAGGACUUCGUGCUCUGCCUUUCCAAAAGGUCUCCUCGCGGACACCGAGGAUGCGGCGCUGGGAUUUAGCUGGAGGGGGUGUAACGGUUGCUUAUUUAAAAGAGAGCUAAACCUCCAGAUUUUUUGAUGCCACCAGGCAGAGCACAUAUAAACCCUCCAUCCUGAGGGAUUUUUAAAGUAAAGAUGGAUGAUCCUGUUGUGGCCAUGUGGCCUUUUGGAUGAAGGACAUUUUCAGCUGGUUUUCUCAGUGCAACAGCAGACAGUUGAUCUGAUGGCUCUUCCUUGCCAGUGAAUACUGGUAGUGCUGCAAGAAAAUGGGCUUUAAAUGUCAGUUCUCUGCUGCAUCCCACUGUCAAAUAAUCAGGUUUUUGGCAAUAGUGCACAAUUCUUUCCCCCCUGACCCCUGAGUAUUAAUUCCAGAUCACCCUGUGUGGGGUGCACUUCCCAGCUCCAAGGCUGCUGAGUGCCUUGGGUGCAGUGUAAGGAGGGACUUUUUUUAUUUUAGAAGCUGCCUUUACCUUCCUCAAAUCUCCUGGACUGCUUUGCCAAGAGGAGACUUGCACAGAGGGAUGUAAAACUGGGGCAGGAUACUUGCUCAGCUUCCCACUCUUGGGAAAGCAGAGCCACUGCCCCACUGCGACACAGCCGUGGUCAGCUCUGAGCGGCGGCCAGACCUCGCCAGGCUGAUUUUCUCCAAUUCAUGCUGAGAUUGUGUUUUAAAAUUCCAAAUCCAGUGCCUAAGACAGGGAGAUGGGGUGGGGUGGGCUUCUCUGAACACCAGGCACUGUGGUGGUCUUUGGCCUGCCAGGGCAGUUUGAGAGGUGCUUUUUUUUAGUGGGGUGACUGUACUUUUAACACAGGGACUUAAAUGCUGGUAUUGCCUUUGCUUCUUCUCCCUUCCCCCUAGGGAGGGGAGUUUGUGUGCCUAAAAACAUGGUGUGUGUGAACUGAGUUGCCCAUCAGUUACAUCAGACCUAACCUACCCUAAUUUUGUUAUUAUAAUUCAUUAGUUAAUUUUAAGAGAACGGUUUUUUUCUCCUCACUAACCCUGUGAAUUAAUUCCCAGGCUGCUUACUAUAGAUCCAGUACUGGCAGGGGAAAAUGGGGAAUUUGAACUAGCUGACCUCGGUUUUAUUGCUGUUUUAUGUUACCUUACAUAGAAUAUGAGCGUAUCUUGGAAAUCUAACCCAGAUACCCCUAUGUGUAUUUUAACUUGGACAUGACUCAGUAAGGGUCAUGCAAAAAGCAAUUCCAAAGCCUUUUUGAGGUUAUGGGUCCAGCGGUUGUGGGAUGUGAUUCCCACUAAGACCAACUCUCCCAGCUUUUUGCCUUUCCUAAAGUAUUUCACCAGCCUGUGCCUGUCUCUCUUCCCUGCCUCGCCUCUCUAAUGGUGUUGCUGAUACCUGGAACGCUGGGCCCUGCCCGAGGCUGGCUGGAAAUUCUGCUUGGGAGUUGAUUGAUGGCUUCAGCUUGUGCCACCGAGUUCUUGCUGAUUCCUUGUGUGUGUGCUAAUCUUGGCCGGGGCUGAGGCGGAUGGAGGACGGGCCCAGGGGUGCAGAUCAAGCUGGGACCCAGUGGCCCCGGGGAUUCCCUGGGUGGCAGUGCCAUGCAGGCAGGAUGCAGGGGGUGUGGGCAGCCAGGCACCCCCAUGGGCUGGGAACAUUGCAGCAGCACCGGUGCUGGGUUCUGCAGGAGGAACAGACCCCUGGAGCGCAGGUGAGCCGUGGUGCAGUGCAGACACUGGGAAAUGCAAAGGGAUGGUUGCUGCAAGCUGGGUGAGGGGAUGAGAGGCACUGCCUCGUUCUGCUGCUCUUUCUGAGAGCAUCCUCCUCCGGCUGCUCUGAGAGACAAGUUUCCAGGAAAAACAGGCCCUGAGCUAACCCGGGCUGACAGCAGGAUCACACAGGGAAGCGAGGAGCCCACAAAUGCCAAACCUGGCUAAAUUUGAGAUUGCAUUAACUAGACUUAGCCCUUGUUGGGAAAGGGGGAGCGAGUCUUCCUGUCACCUGAAAUACCGAGAAGUGCCAUAUCCCCUGAGCCCCGAUGGAUGGUGUGUCAGGCAGGGCCGAGCCUGGCGACUGGGGACAGGUCCCUCACACUGCCUAUUGCACAAGGAUGCUGCUGUGUGGGCAGGGACACGGGUGGAGGUGGCUCCUCCAGCCUCCAGGCAGCGGGAGGGACGCUGCCGUGUCCCUGCAAGCCUGCUGGAAACACCCUCUGCUCCCAAAUCCCAUCCCAGAGCAGGCAUCAAAACUGCAGGAUCCUAAACAGAAGGCUUGUGGACAGGUAGGGGAGGUCGGUUGUUGGAGUGUUUUUUUAAAAUCUCUUUUGAUUCCUGCUUUUUAAUUUUUUUUACUAAAUCUUAGAUUGCCUUAUCCUGUGUGGGGAUCCCUGAGAAACAGCUGCUCUACACAGGGACCAUCUCUGAGAAUCCUUGCAAAAUUGCAGAGCUGUGGGCCACCAAGUGAGCUCGAUGUUUUUGAAAGCAGCAGGGGAGGAGGAGAGGUGCCAAAACCAACCUUUGCAAGACAGAGCAGCUGUGCUGGAAGUUCAGGGCUGCCCUACCACCUUUGCCCUCGUGCUGGGGGCUCUCACUCCUUCCUCCCCUUUCAGGGGGGGCUGGGGCAAACCUCAGGCAUUUCCCAAAGCCCAGGGCUCAAGCUGUGCCCCCCAUUAGCUCUGCUCCCCACGACCUGUGCUCCCCAUUAGCUCUGCUCCCCACAAGCUGUGCUCCCCACAAUCUCUGCUCCCCACAAGCAGCCUCCCGCUGCCCCUCGCAGCCAUUUCGCCCAUCCUGGGAACUGCUGGUUCCCAGGCACGGCUGCCUUCCCUUCCCUUCCCUUCCCUUCCCUUCCCUUCC